GCGCUGGCCCCAGCCGGGCUCCGGAGAGAGGAGGAGACUGAUUUGAAUAACCGAGCUGAGCUUCCAGCUCCGCUGCUCUUUGACUUCCUGCGCCGGAGCCGGGCUGAGGCGUUCGCUGGGGUCCCUGCUGCGAGCGCCGGCCGUGUGAACGCUCCGCUCCGCUCCGGGGUGCGGCGGGCAAAUCCCCCGCGGCCCCGGCUUUCCCGAGCCUGGGGCGCCGGACUAUGUCUCGGAUCCAAUCGCUGGCCAGGACCAGGACUGACCGUACAAAGGACAUCGCGUGGAAGAACAAAGAGAAAGAGAAGAUGAAAGAGGGCAAGGAGAAGGAUGCCCGCUACACCAACGGGCACCUCUUCACCACCAUCACCGUCUCGGGCAUGACCAUGUGCUUCGCCUGCAACAAGAGCAUCACGGCCAAGGAGGCGCUCAUCUGCCCCACCUGCAAUGUCACCAUUCACAACCGCUGCAAGGACACCCUGCCCAACUGCACCAAGGUCAAGCAGAAGCAACAGAAAGCCGCCCUGCUGAAGAACAACUCGGCGCUGCAGAGCGUGUCCCUGCGGAACAAGACGACCACAAGGGAGCGUCCCAACUCGGCCAUCUACCCCUCCGAGAGUUUCCGCCAGACCCUGCUGGGCUCCCGCCGGGGGCGGCCCACCCUGUCCCUCUCCAAAAGCGUCUCCACCACCAACAUUGCAGGGAACUUCAAUGACGAGUCGCCCCUGGGGCUCCGGCGCAUCCUAUCCCAGUCUACCGACUCCCUGAACAUACGCAACCGGACACUGUCGGUGGAGUCGCUGAUCGACGAAGGGGCCACGGUCAUCUACAACCAGCUGAUGAGCAACUUCGAGACGGACGAGAAGGACUUUGCGGCCGACUCCUGGAGCCUGGCGGUCGACAACAACUACCUGCAACAACACAAGAAGGAGGUGAUGAAGCGCCAGGACGUCAUCUACGAGCUGAUCCAGACCGAGAUGCAUCACGUCCGCACCCUGAAGAUCAUGAUCAACAUGUUCCGCAAGGGGAUGCUGGAGGACCUGCAGAUGGACCCGGCCCUGGUGCAGAGCAUGUUCCCCUGCGUGGACGAGCUGAGCGAGAUCCACGACCGCUUCCUCGUGCAGCUGCUGGAGCGGCGCAAGGAGUCGCUGGCCACCAACAGCAACAAGAACUUCGUCAUCCACCAUCUGGGGGACAUCUUGAUCCAGCAGUUCUCCGGCCCCAGCGCCGAGCAGAUGAAGAAGGCCUAUACGGAGUUUUGCAGCCGGCACAACAAGGCUGUGAAGCUCUACAAGGAGCUGUUUGCCCGGGACAAAAGGUUCCAGCAGUUCAUACGGAGGCUGACCCGCUCCUCGGUGCUGCGUCGGCAUGGGGUGCAGGAGUGCAUCCUGCUGGUCACCCAGAGGAUCACCAAGUACCCUGUCCUCAUCGACCGCAUCCUGCAGAACUCCAAAGGGAACGAGGCGGAUCAGCAGGACCUGGGCACGGCCCUGACGCUGGUCAAGGACCUGAUCUCGGCCAUCGACCAGGAGGUGCACGAGUCCGAGAAGAACGCGCGGCUGCAGGAGAUCUACGGGCGCGUGGACGGGCGGUCCAAGGCCCAGCUGGCCUGGGAGGGCCACAGCGGCUCCUUCUGCAAAGAGGAGCUAUGGCGUCGCAAGCUGGUGCACGACGGAUGCCUGCUGUGGAAGACGGCGGCCGGGCGCUUCAAAGAUGUCCUGGUGCUGCUGAUGACCGACGUCCUCAUCUUGCUCCAGGAGAAGGACCAGAAAUUCACCUUCCCCACCCUGGACAAGCCGGCAGUGAUCUCGCUGCAGAACCUGAUCGUCCGGGACAUCGCCAACCAGGAGAAGGGCAUGUUCCUGAUCAGCGCCACCCCGCCGGAGAUGUACGAGGUCCACGCCGCCUCCCGUGACGACCGCAACACCUGGAUGAAGAUCAUCCAGCAAACCGUCCGCCUGUGCCCCAGUCGCCAGGAUUUCCCCCUGAUCGAGACUGAGAGCGAGGCCUCCCUGCGCAAGCUGAAAGACCAGAUGGCGCAGCGGGACCGGGAGAUCACUGAGCUGCUGGAGGAGAAGGUGGGGCUGUUUGCGGAAAUGCUCAGCCUGCAGAGCGGAUGCGAGGACCCCCCAGCCUGCCCGACCCCCCGCAGCCUUUUCCGGGCCGAGUCAUUGGAUGGGCCCCGCGGAGAGAAGCUGCUCCAUGAAGCCAUCCGCGAAGUGGAGUGUUUGAAGGAUCUCUUCGUGGGAGCCGUGAGGGACCGAGACCAGAACCACCCUGCUGAUCCCGACGGCGGCUCCGGCUCCGACACCCCGAACAGCGAGACCAGCAGCCUCAACGGCUCCCUGGAGUUCUGCAGAGCUGACUCCGAACAGCGGGAUGGGAAUGGUAACCAGCUGCAGCAGAAGGUACCCCAUGAGGAAGUGAUUCACCGGCUCAUGGCACUCUACGCCCUCCUCCAUGGCCUGCAGGCUGCCGUGGUGCAGCAGGACACCGCCCUGGAGCUGCACCUCUACGACGGGGGCGGCCGGCAGGAGAAGCCGCCUCGCGCCAACUCCCGCAAGGGGGCGCCGGGGGAGGCGGCCAGGGCCCCGGAGAAGCAGGCCACGGAGCUGGCGCUGCUGCAGAGGCAGCAUACCCUGCUCCAGGAGGAGCUGAGCCGCUGCCACCAGCUGUGCCAGGAGAAGGCACAGGAGGCCGGGGCGCUGGAGGCACGGCUGCGGGAGAGCGAGCGGGAGCGGGCCCAGCUGGAGCGCGAGGCGGAGGAGGCCCGCACGCAGGUGGCCACGCUGCGGCCGGAAGGGGGCGCCACCGAGGCGGUGUGGGUCCGGAAGCGGGGGGAGCCUCGGCGGCGGAGCCUGCCCGCGGGGGACGCCCUGUAUCUCAGCUUCACCCCGCCCCAGCAGAGCCGAGGGAGCAACCACGGGAGCCUGCUGCCAAGUGACCAUCCCUUAGGCGACGGCCCCGCCCAGCUGCAGGAGGGCGACGAGGACUUAGAGGCGCUGUCUGAGGAUGAGGGCACGGCCAGCCAUCCGUCUCCGCCUCCCAGCCCUCGAGAUUUUUCGAGGAUGCAGGACAUUCCCGAGGAGGUGGAGAGCAGCCAGGAGAUCAAGGACGGGGAGGGCAGUUCCUUGGACAGCUAGAGAGGGGCACCGACCCCCCUACCCCUCCGCCCACCCAUUGCCAAGGGGUUGACGCUGCUGCCACAGACUUCCCUGGCCAAAAGAGGGAAGAGACCCUGGGAAAAACUGCACCAAAUACAAACCAAAUCGUGGAGGGGGAGCAGGACCAUGGCCCGGUUCCCGAGCUGCCCCAGGACAUUGGGCUCAUGGGAUGUUUUUUAACUCUUUGAUCCACAGCUCCUUUUUUAUUCCUUCCCCUGGGGAGGGGGUGGCCAGUUUGCCGCGGCUUCCCGAGCCAAUUAAUUUAUUUAUUUAGUUUGUCGGGGCGGGAGGGACUGGAAGGGUUUGGAUUAUUUGCCGUCCCUGGCUGGGAGCUGAUCAGAUCUUGGGAGGAAGCCACAGGUGUCUGAUAUCCAGGACAAACACUCAUUUCCCCUGGCUGGUUCGGUCAGAUGCCAGCUGGAUGAGUCCUCCCGUCUGGGUCCAUUCUCUGUGACGUUGCACGAAGCUCACACUAGAUGUGCCUGUGCGAAUACACGCACAAGCCAACACUAUAGGGGCCUCCUGGCAGGUUGAGGUGAAGGGUUUAACCCUUCUGCUGUGGUGCCCAGCAGCAAUGUCUGGAAGAUCCAGCAGUCAAGGAUGUCCCAGGCUCUGAACUGGUUAAUUAUGCAAGAUAUUGCUUACCCCAGUUGACUCGGAGUUGCCAUUGAGCCAGGAUAAGUGCGAGCCACUCUGGGGAAGAGCCACACUGUGUGUAACAUAAGGGAGGGAGCAAGGAACUGACCUCCUGCUGUAGCCUUGUCUGUUUUCAAUGCUCUCGAACAGCUGCCGGGCGGCAUCCCUUAAAGAUACAGCGAAUGGCCCUACAUAGCAUCUCUGGGCAUUUAUAAGCAGUGGUUCUACUGGCCCUUUAAAAGAAACGAUUAAACCUAAAAAAGGCUCAUAAAUGUGAUGUUUAAAGGGGCUGGGGAAGGAGUUGGAAAUGAGGGAGAUCUCAUCAGGGUUCAGCCCUUUCCCAGACUUUUUUGGAGUGUGGGAGCACUGUUCCCUGUCCUGGCACUUCCCUGCCCGCCCCCUGAAAAACAGAUGAACGUGAGCAUUCCCCAAAUCCCAAGGCCUCCCAGACGUUGCUGCCUGCCGACAUGUGAGUAUCCAGCAACUCCAGCAAAGGGAUCUGGGGUGUGUCAGAGGGCAGCAGAGAAGCAGGUGGCAGGUUUGUACCAAAGCUGGAGUUCUUUGUAAUUAAAUAGAAUUAAAAAAAGAAAAAAAAAAGAUGGGGAAAAAAACAGUUUGGGGCUCUGAUAUUUCCCAGAGGGAUGAUUGACUUUGGGGUGUUGCCAUUUUCCAGGGGUCCUCACUGGAGCCUUCCCUUAAAGGAGUCCGAUGUACGGGUAGCACAGACCAUCAGCCCGCUGAUAAAAUGCGGCCUCCUUAUUACAUUUAAUUUUGCGGGGGAAAGGCGGGGGACUCCAGAAUAGAUCCGCAGACCCAUUAGGAACCACCGCAACAUCUUGGCCUUUGUGUUUAAAAUAUUCGGCAGAUCUACUCCAGCCGGCUGGAUCUUAGGAGGAAAACCGGGAUUGGCGCAUGCUGAAAUAGUCCCAGAAGGUUUGGGUUUUUAAAAAGUCUGACCACAGAAAAUCUUCUUUUUUUAAGACACCUGCUGGCCAAUAAAGCCUAUUAAUAGAAACCUUUAGCCAGAGAUGUUGCCGCAAGGGAGGAAUUUUUUUUAAUUAACGCCAAAAAAACACGGAGUUUUAAUUGGUUUAUUGUUUCCUGUUGAUUUAACUGUAUUAAAAAAAUAAUUAAAAAAAUCAACCCUC
Caretta caretta (loggerhead turtle) is the source of this 4945-nucleotide messenger RNA. It is a transcript of the gene ARHGEF2, whose product is annotated as Rho/Rac guanine nucleotide exchange factor 2. Lineage: Eukaryota; Metazoa; Chordata; Testudines; Cheloniidae. Gene Ontology annotation, molecular function: guanyl-nucleotide exchange factor activity; microtubule binding. Gene Ontology annotation, biological process: positive regulation of neuron differentiation; cell morphogenesis; actin filament organization. Gene Ontology annotation, cellular component: cytoskeleton; ruffle membrane. The record is from RefSeq and is a predicted model, not a curated record.